UAAUAUGACAUAAUGUCAAUAGAAAAAGAAUUUACGGCAACGUAUAAUAUUCAACGAAACAUGGCUUGACAAAAAGACAUUAGCAGAUAUAUUUCAUUAGUUUGCUAUAAUUUAUGUAUAAUGUUAUAAACAUUUUCAAUACUACAUAUAUUACAACCCGGUCGGAUCAAUCUGUCACUUUUAGUCUUAUUUUGAAAUAGUUGAUAUGCUAGCAGGUUUUUUUUUACAUAUUUCCUUUUAUCAAAUCAAUGUAUCAAUAAGCUUGGCAUUUGUAAAGGACUCUACUGAGUCAACACUCUUUUUUUUGUGAAAUAAAAUGCAUGUGUUUUCUUUGGAAUGUACAGCAAAUAGCAUAGAAUCAUAGUAUUUUUUCUGAUAUUUCCUUAAUAAAGUAACCAGUUUAGUAUAAAAAAAAAAUGAUUUUUUAACGCCGUUCGGUGUGGUUCAGACAGAUGUGUAGGGACGAAUUAUUGAUCACUCGACAAUGAUCGUUCGAAACAUUUCUGGUCCUUUGAUGCCCCGCGGACGUACAAUGAUUGCUUUGUGCAAAAGGCGAAGAGUUACAUGUUCGUCAAUGCCGUGAGCAACAAUAAAAGUGAUCUUUCUGACAUUCCUCUGCUGGCGGCUCGUCAUCCAUCAUCGUCUCUCGAUAAACCGCCAUGAUGGUCAUUCGUACUCUUGAACAAUUAACAAAACAACUCCUACCUGACAACAAGGAUCAAUAAAGCAGGCAGUCAUUGUGCUCGCACAACCAAUCAGAACCUUUCAUUUCCCAUUAAUUUUCCCCGGUCCCUCUCAAGAUUGAUAAAGCCCACGUUUUUUGCAUUUUGGUCAUCAGUUCUUCAUAAUUCCAUCUUAAUCGUGGAUCUCGUCACAGUAUUGCUGGUCUUAGCACGUUAAGUUGCCUAAUUCGCUUAAGUCUUCCUCAUUUUCACCACUGCUGAGCAUGUCAAGACCGGAUCACAUUAUAAGCCAGUAAUAUAUUUCAUAUUCAACGUCACGCCAUGUCUUACGAUCACCGGAGCUCACUGCUUGCAAGCUUCAAGAAACCCAGGCCGACAGACAACGGAUCCAACGAGGACCCAGGACAACUACUAGAAUUCCCAGCGAUAAAUGGCGCCAAGGCGGAAAAGGGACUCAAAAACGGCUAUCAGCUUGGACGCCCUGCGCUUCUGAAAAAAGGUGGGAAAUACAGGGUGUCAUACAAGGGACUCAAAGAACAGAAAAGGAUUCCAUUCCUGAAAGACAUUUUCCAGACAUUGAUAGAUAUAAAAUGGCGGUAUGCUAUUUUAAUUUUCUGUGCAACCUUCCUGUUUGUAUACUUUGUGUUUGCUGUACUCUGGUACAUAUUGGGCUAUGCCCAUGACGAUUUCAACCCCGAAAACAUGAACAAUCCAAACUGGCGGCCAUGUGUGGAGAACAUGAAAACGUUUGCCGACUCGUUUAUGUACUCAGUUGAGACCCAGACCACCAUCGGAUACGGCGGUCUGUACCCUAAUACCCAGUGUGGCGGCACCCUAUUUCUUGUCUACCUACAGGUAACGGUCGGAUUCCUCAUAGAAACCCUCCUGGUAGGAUUUAUCCUCGUCAAGGUUGCCAGGCCCAAACAUCGGCGGCUCACCCUCCUGUUCAGCGACAGCCUGUGUGUUUGUAUAGAAGACGGAGAACUUUGUCUACAAGUACGGGUAGGAGAUAUGCGUAAAUCCCACUUAGUCGACACCACUGCCUCUGGCAUCUUCAUUAGCGAAAAGGUUUCCAAAGAAGGCACCGUCUAUCCGCUGUACCAAAACGCUAUGGAAUUUGAAGCGCACGGAAUGGACAGCCGUGUAUUCAUGAUGUGGCCAUUAGUUCUCAAGCACAGAAUUAACGCCAAAAGCCCUCUAUGGAACAUGGAGUUUGAUGAAAUCCUGUCCAAUACAUUCGAAAUUAUUGUUUUACUGGAGGGAACUAUUGAAUCUACAGGAGAAAUAUGCCAAGCAAGAACAUCAUAUUCUUCAAAGGACAUACAGUGGGGAUCCCGGUUUGCUAAUAUAGUAGACUUUGAUAUACAAUCAGGCCUCUGGGAAGCCAAUUUCAAGCAAUUUAAUGAAACUGUUCCCACUCCUACGCCAAAGUGUAGCGGGCGUGACGUCACCAACAUCUACAAUGGAACUGGCAAUUUGGAGAAUAAUGAAGGAGCCACUGGGCGGUCGAGUUUCCGGAGAACCCAAAGCCACGCAGGACCCUUGAACUACAUGCUUGGGAAAGCCAGUCACGUGGCAGAUGUUGCACGGGAAACAGGGAGGGGCGCAGUAUCAUUCCAGGAGGAACCCUACAACAGUCAGAAGUGGAGACUGUCGAUGCCGUCUUUUUGAGAUGCUCCACGGAACAAGACUUGUAUAUAUACCACUGGUACCAGAGCACAACUGCCAUUUAAUGGAGCCUCUGGUGAAUUUUGCAUCAAGGAAAAAAGCCAUGUUGGAAAACCAGCUUUUCGGUUAUAGGGAGGACAAAGGAAGAGUCGCUUCCUUAUAAGGAAUCACAAUUCCUUAACCGGGGGGACAUAUUGUCUCCAGUAGUUUUGUACAGUGUCUUAGCCUCGGGCAUGACCUUGACCCUUGACCUUGAUAUUAGUCAUGCAUUUGACCUCUGAUCUUGGUCUUUGUCAUGAUCCAUGACCUCAGACUAGAUAAGGUACGAAAUACUUUUUGAAAAUCCAUUUGUUUUCAAUAUUGAAUAGUUUUAGUUUUGUUCUUGACUACAUUUGUUCAUAAUGCUGACGCUAUCACAAAGCUGAUGUCCAGGUACUGGUGCACCUGGGCGGUCGUAGGCUAACAUUGUGGUUAACUGUAUAUAGUGUAUGUUACAUGUACAAAUCAAUUUUCACCAACUGCAUAAUCCAGUUUUAUAAAUACAAAUUCCAUAUGUGUACCAUAUUAUUACUAUCACGUACGUAUACGCUAUUACUUUGAUGUGAAAUCAUUGUUAGCUGUUCGUAAAAUCCAUGAUAAAUACAACGUGUUAUUCAAUAUCGAUAAACAACAAAAGUAUUUUUCUUCGAAAUAUUAACGAUUUCGUUUGAACUCCCUGCUCAAAAAACCUAAAUGAAAAUCUUGCAUGAUUAACAUGUAGUUCAUUUUUGGUCUAAACUGAAUUAUCGAUUCACUAUAAUUUAAAGGUAGUUGAAAUACAUUUUCUAACCAGCACUAAUGAUGUUUUUCUUUCACUAAAGAGAUGCAUUUUUCUUUUCUUACUAACAAAAGACACUGGAAUUAAGCUAAGAUAGAACUAAAUGAAAAAGUAACCUUUCCCGCAGAAAUAUUCUGAUUUUUCCGAUUUACUGAAUGGUCAUAAUUUUAAAUAUUAUUUACGAUUAACUUUUGUGUAUGUAGUGUGCCAUAGCCUAACUGAGACCAAUACAAUCUUCUAAUGAAGAUAGGAAUAUAAACUAUAGGCUGUAACAAAUAAUUCUAAAUUACGUUCACCUUGUUUUCCUGCCAAGCAAUGUUAGUCCCUGUGUUGUAAUGAGUUGUAAUGUCCCCUUCACGCAGAUUCAGGCGCUAUUCUCACCAAGGAUACAGUCAUUCAAAAUCAUGACAAAUAUCAAAUAUUUUUAUAAAAUAGCACAUGAAUUUUAUUUAAAAUGCCAUUUUUGAAAACACGUUAUUGGUUUCGUUCCUCAAACCCACGUUUUGAAACGCCUGGGUUUCUUACAAUUAUAUUGGCGUGAACCAUACUAUUGUAUUACAUAUGUACCAAUAUUUUUUUUGUAUGAAUAAGAAAUCUAACAAAAAGUAAGAUUAAUUCUGUUCAGAAAAAAAUACUUUGAUCAUACUCACAAAGACUUGUAGACCUUUACACGUGUAUAUUUAUCCCUGCUACAAAUCCAUUUGCACUACAAAUUAUAUCUUUUUGCACGUUCAUUGUAUUGUUUUUAUUUCACAUCAAUAAAAUUGAAAAAGUUGUACCUAC
Mizuhopecten yessoensis (Yesso scallop) is the source of this 3951-nucleotide messenger RNA. Its product is annotated as G protein-activated inward rectifier potassium channel 3-like. Gene Ontology annotation, molecular function: inward rectifier potassium channel activity. Gene Ontology annotation, cellular component: plasma membrane. The transcript has 2 exons. The coding region runs from base 1005 to 2354 and encodes 449 amino acids. The record is from RefSeq and is a predicted model, not a curated record. Gene Ontology annotation, biological process: regulation of monoatomic ion transmembrane transport; potassium ion import across plasma membrane. NCBI's taxonomy places the organism in Eukaryota, Metazoa, Mollusca, Bivalvia, Pectinida, Pectinidae.